CGGUCUUUCAAUACCGCUGAACGUUCAGGAUGAGUGAAAGGAACCCGGCGAAACGUUCUGAUAGCAAGGGUUUGAGACGGAGCAAUCUGAUUUCCCUGCUAGGCUUGCGUGGAAAGGCCAAUAACUAUGACGCCGACUCCUAGCGAGAUUGAUGAGCGACACCGCCCGUGACCCCAAUGCAUCUCGGCCAUCCUGCAGCUCCUGUUCAUGGAGAGGACUGCGGGUGUUCAACUUGCUUUGUAAUGAGCGAGGGUGCCUUGUCUUGAGGUUGCGCCCCACUUCUCAAGAAACACAUCCGGGUCUCAAGAGAUGGACCAGUCCUUGUCUGCGUCGGGUCCUAGUGCCAUGCUGUUUGCAUGGUACGCGACUGGUUUUGCUCAGUUUGCGUCCUUGGCACUCAUGCUGUACGAUAUUGUUACAAAGAUGGAUGAAGAGGUCCAGCAUUUCUGGAAACCUGACUACAGGAAUGCGACACCUCUAUACUUUUUGACCCGAUAUACUGGGCCUGUUGCGAUCGCUCUGUGCUUAUGUGGCUAUUUUGUUGAUGUUAAUCGAGAAGCAGGUACUUCAUUCGGAUGGAUCCGUUCACUGUCCGGCUAUACUGGCGUACUGCUAACUGAUAUAGUCGUCCUACUGAAAGUAAUUGCUCUCUAUGUAGGAAACAAGAAACUGAGUAAUAUAUUGGCCGUUAUCAUCGUCGUCCAAUCUGGCGCUUUACUGGGUAUACUAUUAUUUCUACAAAUCCAUACUAAUUAUGUAACGCAGGUAAU
Molecule: messenger RNA, 770 nt
Organism: Fomitiporia mediterranea MF3/22
Lineage: Eukaryota; Fungi; Basidiomycota; Agaricomycetes; Hymenochaetales; Hymenochaetaceae
Exons: 12
Source: RefSeq, a predicted model, not a curated record